GAGCCUGUGAACGUGGGGACGUCGGCGGUGGGUUUGCCGCUGGAGUGCGAAUUGUUUGACAGGGAGCCGAGGCGACUUGUGCCGAGAGGGGGGCGGCGGCGGCGAUGAAGAGAGAAGUUAGUUGUCGGCUUUCCGCCUGAACGAGCGUCUCUUUUUCGGACCGGUAGUUUUUCAAGCGAGGCAACCGGCGCGGCGCCAGCAGAUGAUUCGUAGUAGCCCGAGCAACAGGGCGACCGCUCCAGCCUUCCGCGGAGUAGAAGGCGGCAACCGCAACGCGGAAAAAUAAUUCCAGGUGGGGGGGUAGAGAGGGGGGAGAGAGAGAGAGAGAGAGAGAGAGAGAGGGGGGAGAGAGAGAAUGCGAAUGGUGACAGGAUGCCGAAAUCAAACAAAAUGGAAACGAUGUAGCGCCGCUGCGACGUUUCGCGUAGCUAGAACUAAGGGUAGAGUAGAGAGCGGGUAGCUAAGGGGCUAGCAGGGCGAACUAACGCCAUACAUGUGAAGUUAUCCCCGCGAAAGAAGCCCGGCCGGGAGAGAGACACCGACACAGAGAGAGAGAGAGAGAGAGAGAGAGAGAGAGAGAGAGAGAGAGAGUUCACCAGCGUUGCGAAAUCAAGGAACAGGACGCAGAGGAAGAUGCUACGGAGAAGACUGAACCGCUUGCUCGGCGGCGAUGAGAGAAGAGUAGACAGUAGGACUAUCUAUGUCGGUCAUCGGUCAUCUUCCCCUGGUGAGCCUAUCAUCAAGUUCUGCGAUAACAGGAUCGUGUCUUCCAAGUAUACGGUUUGGAACUUUCUACCAAAGAACCUCUUUGAGCAGUUUAGAAGAAUCGCCAAUUUCUACUUCCUUAUCAUUUUCCUGGUGCAGGUGAUAGUGGACACCCCCACCAGCCCAGUCACCAGCGGCCUGCCCCUAUUUUUUGUGAUCACAGUAACCGCCAUCAAGCAGGGCUAUGAGGACUGGCUGCGGCACAAGGCGGACAAUGAGGUGAACAAGUACCCAGUGACGGUGCUGGAGCAAGGCGAGAGGACACGAAAGGAUAGUGAGAAGAUCAAGGUUGGAGAUGUUGUGGAGGUGGAGGAAGAUGAGACCUUUCCCUGUGAUUUAAUACUGCUGCAGUCCAGCCGUGAUGACGGCACGUGUUACGUAACCACAGCGAGUCUGGAUGGGGAGUCCAACCAUAAAACACAUUACACAGUGUCCGACACAGAGAAGGAUCUGGAAACUCUCAACGCCACCAUCGAGUGUGAACAGCCACAGCCUGACCUUUACAAGUUUGUUGGCCGAAUGCACAUCUACAAAAAUGACCAGGAGCCGGUUGUGAGGUCUUUGGGCCCAGAAAACCUGCUGCUGAAAGGGGCGACUUUAAAGAACACUCAGAGAAUUUAUGGUGUUGCCCUUUACACUGGCAUGGAGACAAAGAUGGCUCUCAACUACCAGGGAAAGUCUCAGAAACGCUCUGCUGUGGAAAAGUCAAUCAAUGCCUUCCUUCUGGUUUACCUUUGCAUAUUGGUGAGCAAGGCCCUAGUGUGCACCAUACUUAAGUAUGUGUGGCAGAGCAGGCCUGGACAGGAUGAGCCGUGGUACAACGAGAAAACCCAGCGAGACAAGGAAACCAAUCUGUACCUAAAGAUGUUCACCGACUUCUUGUCGUUCAUGGUGCUUUUCAACUUCAUCAUUCCCGUAUCCAUGUAUGUGACGGUUGAGAUGCAAAAGUUUUUGGGAUCCUUUUUCAUCACAUGGGACAAAGACUUCUUCGAUCCAGAAAUCAAGGAGGGAGCACUGGUCAACACUUCCGACCUCAAUGAGGAGCUGGGACAGGUGGAGUACGUCUUUACAGACAAGACGGGAACCCUCACUCAGAACAACAUGGAGUUCAUAGAGUGCUGCAUCGAUGGCUUCCAGUACAAGUACCGGGACGCCAGCUCGGAGUUGGACGGAUUCUGUGUCGCAGAUGGACCUGUGAACAAAGUGCAGGAGAAAGCUGGCAGGGCGAAGGAGGAGCUGUUUCUGCGGGCCCUGUGUCUGUGCCACACAGUACAGGUGAAGGAGCCCACAGAGCAGGGCCCAGUGGACGGACUGAUGGAUCAGGUGGAUGCCGGUGUGCCCCAUCCACCGCAGGAGCAGAGAGGCUUCAUCGCCUCCUCACCUGAUGAGGUUGCUCUAGUCAAGGGUGCCAUGAGGUAUGGCUUCACAUUUCUAGGUCUGGAAAGUAGAAACAUGAAAAUUCUCAACAGGAAUAAUGAUGUCGAAAUGUAUGAACUGCUUCACGUGUUGACCUUUGACCCCGUGAGAAGGCGAAUGAGUGUAAUAGUCAGAUCCAAUUCAGGUGACACAUUGCUCUUCUGCAAGGGAGCCGACUCCUCCAUCUUCCCUCGCGUCAGACAGGAGGAGGUUGAAAGGAUACGCAUGCAUGUGGAGCGCAAUGCCACAGAGGGCUACCGGACGCUGUGCGUGGCCUACAAAUAUCUCAGUGCAGAAGAGUUUGCCCAGGCAGAUGCAGGACUGAUGGAAGCCAGACUGGCUCUGCAGAACAGAGAAGAGAAGCUCUUGGCCGUUUACAACCAAGUGGAGACGGACAUGAGUCUAAUAGGAGCUACGGCUGUAGAAGAUCGGCUUCAAGAGGAGGCGGCAGAGACCAUGGAGGCUCUGCAGGGUGCAGGCAUUAAGGUCUGGGUCCUAACGGGGGACAAGAUGGAGACUGCAAAGUCCACGUGCUAUGCUUGUCGAUUGUUCCAGAGAAGUACUGAGCUGUUGGAACUUACUGUGCGUACUCUGGAGGAUGGAGGGAGGAAGCGGGAGGAACGACUGCAUGAGCUCUUGCUCGAAUACCACAAGAAAGCUGUCCAGGAUGCACCACCGUUGAAGGGAGGCAUCACCAGGACCUGGUCGUCAGAAACCCAGGACUACGGUUUCAUCAUAGACGGAGCCACGCUAUCGAUGGUGCUCAACUCCUCCUCGGAAUCCAACUCGAGUCGCUACAAGAGCCUGUUCCUGCAGAUCUGUCAAAACUGCACGUCUGUGCUCUGCUGCCGCAUGGCCCCUCUGCAGAAGGCCCAGAUUGUUAAGAUGGUGAAGAACUCUAAAGGCAACCCCAUCACUCUUUCCAUUGGAGAUGGGGCCAAUGACGUCAGCAUGAUUUUGGAAGCUCAUGUUGGCAUUGGUAUCAAGGGGAAAGAGGGUCGUCAGGCAGUGAGGAACAGCGACUACGCCAUUCCCAAACUCAAGCACCUCAAGAAACUUUUGUUGGCUCAUGGGCAUCUCUACUAUGUACGCAUUGCACACCUGGUGCAAUAUUUCUUUUACAAGAACCUUUGCUUCAUCUUACCUCAGUUUUUGUACCAGUUCUUCUGUGGCUAUUCCCAGCAACCCCUGUAUGACGCGGCCUAUCUGACGAUGUACAACAUCUGCUUCACCUCUAUGCCCAUCCUGGCUUACAGUCUCCUGGAGCAGCACAUCUGCAUUGAGGUUCUGCUGGACAACGCUGCCCUCUACAGAGAGAUAGCUAAGAAUGGCAUGCUGCGGUGGAGACCGUUCCUCUACUGGACUUUACUGGGAGUGUUCCACGGCUUGCUCUUCUUCUUUGGUGUCCGGUAUUUGUUCAGUAACCCGGCACUGCAGGAUAAUGGCCAGGUUUUUGGCAACUGGUCCUAUGGAACAAUUGUCUUCACCAUUCUUGUCUUCACAGUCACACUGAAGCUUGCGUUGGACACCCGGCACUGGACAUGGAUCAACCACUUUGUAAUCUGGGGCUCCCUGCUUUUCUACGUCUUUUUCAGCUUCUUCUGGGGAGGAAUAAUAUGGCCCUUCCUCAAGCAGCAACGGUUGUACUUUGUGUUCGCCAACAUGCUGAGCUCCGUGUCGGCCUGGCUGGUCAUCAUCUUGCUCAUCCUGCUCAGCCUACUGCCAGAGAUCCUGCUGGUGGUAUUCCGCAAGCCACGCGGGCCCAACUCUCGACAGAAGAAGCCGGUUGAGUCGAACGCGGGAGGCCACCAGUCUCCCCGGUCUACAGCGCAGCCCCUGCUCAUGAAAACCUUUUCAGAUGAGUCCAAUACUGUCAUUUAAACAGCAUUCAAAGGACGUUCUCCUACAAACAUCCAGACCGCAGCUGUUACACCACUAUCCUAUAAGCACCUGAAGGCGGGCCAGUGAAGGGCAGCGGUCCACGCAGGCCUGCUGUCAUGUCCGGUCUUAAAAGAAGAAGAAGAAGAAGAAGAAAAGGGGGAAAAUGAGAAGAAAAAGCAAUGUGCUAACUGGGGGAAGGGAUGCAAAGGGGGUUUAGCAGUCUUUUGACCUGCGUCUCUCGCUGCCCAAAGCCAACAGCUUCGGACCCUCCAGCGCAUGCCCGCAGCACAGCGCCCUGCAUUAUUCAACAGGAGUAUCCACUCCGAUGACAAGCAUGAGUUUUCUUUCUUCUGUUUAUUUUUUUUUAUUUUUUUUAUAUCUACUAGCAUACAAAUGAAUGCAUACACGGCUGCCUUGUCAGUAGCUCUAUUCUACUGCUGUGUUUUAACAAGCAGUUGGAGUAAUGUCCACUCAGAGCAACGCUUCACUCCACUAGUAAAGUCACUGUGUUCCCUCCAGAGGUUCCACUCUAAAUGGUUGUUUUACUUUAUGCCUAUUGUGUUUUUCAAACGGCUGCUCUUUAAAUGGUUCUAUAUUUCAGUACUUGCACUCAUGUACGGGUCUAAAUGCUGUCUGGGAAAAAAACGUAUUUCAGACUGUCUAUAGAGAAUUAUUUGUUUCUGAUGAUAAAUCUGCGUUCUCCUUUUGAACGCCGAGCUAUCAGAGGAGCUAACGGAGGCCAUAUUCCCCACUCGAUCCAAAGCUUUUGUGUGCGUAUGCAAGAUUGAGCGAUAGAUUAGAGAUGUUGAGCAAUAAGACGUUGCUCGGAGCGAGACCUGAUUCUCCCAACCUCAGAGAUAAUUUAAAAGUCAAUUUAAGAUGAGAGUAUUAAUAUAUGCGCUGUUCUUUCUUUCUUUAGCUUAGAUAUGUAUGAGAGCAUCUGCUCAAAGCCAAAAAGAUUCUUUCCACACUAGUGUGACCAGAAAGUGAGAGGGGCGCGCGUGUGUGUGUGUGUGUGUGUGUCGAGAAAAAAAUCACUUGAACCUAAUGGAUGUGGUUUGCGUCCAAAUGUUCUGCACUAUUCAGAAAGCUGGUUCCCUCAUUGCUUGGAUGGUUACGAAGUCACACAAACGCACACACAUCUCACACAACACGUGCACACUAACGCGUACCUGCACUAAAGCCUGAAUGAGGUGUAUGUGUUCAUUAUCUAGUUUGGCACCAUUUAUCUCAGGCUGGAGUGUAAUGAAAAUCCCCUCCAGGCCUGCUGAGUCUGUUUGCAGCACUCUGCUCUCCCUCCGUCUCUCCGUGGUCUCGUUUUGUGACCGAGGGGACGACGCAGUGGACCCUUUUGUUCCUUUAACUUCUUGUGUGCUUCAUACAUUCCAUUUAAACACGCCAUGAUUUCCAACUCUUUUAAAUACGGUUUCUGAAUAUACUCGUUUUGUUAUUUCCACAAACCCGUUCUGUGUAUUUUGACAUAUUUAUUGUGUACUUUUACUCACAAAUGUUAUACUUUUAUUACAUAGGUUUUUUUUUUGUUUGUAUAGUGAAGCUUGGUCAGCUUUGUGCAAGUUGACUGUGCGUGUUACUCCAGCCCUGAUGUGAGCCGGUGCCAAAAUCCCCUUUGGUAGUCUUUGUCAUACGUGCAAAGACGGGCAGCCCCCCCCCCCCAACACACACUCCGGUGUCCCACCACUGAACCAGUGGCCGUCCUUUUACCAGGUUUCGCAGCUCGUAGGUUCAAACCCACGAGCCUGACACAUCAACAAAAUUGCCGAGCCUUUCGGCGUGUUUCUUUUUUAACGUCGGGGUUAUGACAAAGGCUGCUCCUUACGCCAGACUUUGCUUUAUCGGAGACAUCGGACGUAAGAGCAGAGGACACACUGGGGCUGUCUGCUUUGUUACACAUUAUUACAACCUUAUGAAACCUUUAAGCAACAUCAGAGAUGCUAUUUUCGGAGCUCAGAAAUAUCUUCUAAAUAUCUAAUGUAUUGCCUGUCUAAAUGAAAAGUAUAAAAAGAACGGAUUGUAUUUUUAAUGCAACCUUUUUCCAGCCACUUUUGUAAUAAAAUGAAAACGUCCCAAAAAACCCCCCCGAGAAAUACAAAGAAGCACGAGUGGCUCUGUGGUUGUGGACGCCGUCCCUGUCUGAGGUCCGGGUGUGGACAUCUUCAGGAACCUCAGCAGCCCUGCGUGACGCGGCAGGGACACCUCGGCCCCUUCGGGCCUCCUGCCUCGACCCUCCAGACCUCCACGCUGAAUGUACCUCUUUGAAACUCGGGUGUUCAAAACCCAAAGUUUGUCUGAAAUAAAGCAGAAUGUUUUGAAGUUAA
Messenger RNA from Gasterosteus aculeatus aculeatus (three-spined stickleback), 6398 nucleotides. It is a transcript of the gene atp11c, whose product is annotated as ATPase phospholipid transporting 11C (ATP11C blood group). Gene Ontology annotation, molecular function: ATPase-coupled intramembrane lipid carrier activity; magnesium ion binding; ATP binding. Lineage: Eukaryota; Metazoa; Chordata; Actinopteri; Perciformes; Gasterosteidae. Gene Ontology annotation, cellular component: recycling endosome; plasma membrane; endoplasmic reticulum. Gene Ontology annotation, biological process: phospholipid translocation. The record is from RefSeq and is a predicted model, not a curated record.